AUGACCGCCAACGACUAUUAUAACUCGCAGCCAAACUAUUAUGCUCAAGCAUCACAUCCUAAUCAUGUACCUUCUCACAAUACUUACGCCGCGUAUGAACCGUCAUCAUCUUCCGCACAACACACGCCCUACAGCCAGUCAACAAUGAACCAUACCUUCGGCAGCGACGAACCUCUCGAUCCUCGCUACCAUGGCUCCUCUAAACCUGUGCCACCAGCCAGGGACACCCACCCACAGUCUAUCCCCUUGCAACCAUCCAAACUGAAUACGAAGACUUCAGACCUUCGUCAUCAGAACACCCAGUAUCCUCCGUCUCCUGAAUCACGUGUCGAAGCACAGCUACUGCCGGAACGCCGCAGAAGGAAGAAAAAGGAGGGCUGGUUCAGAGGCAAGAUACCAUGGAUCGUGUAUGUUGUGACGCUGGCACAACUAACCACGUUCGUCGUCGAAAUCAUCAGAAAUUCUAUUACCACUGGAUCACCUAUCAUGACCAGGCCGCAGUUCAACCCCAUGAUUGGACCUUCCCCGUACGUCCUGAUCAAUAUGGGAGCCCGCUUUGUACCCUGUAUGCGGCGAGACGAGGACAUUCAAGAGGCCAACCCACCGAUUACAACCUGGCAUUGUCCUAAUUCUACUAGCAAUAACGCUGAUGACCCUCACAACACCUGUGACCUGAGCGCUUUGUGUGGCUUUGGAGGACUGGACAAUCAAGAACCUAACCAAUGGUUCCGCUUUAUCGUUCCUAUAUUCCUGCACGCAGGGCUCAUCCAUAUUGCCUUCAACAUGCUGCUGCAGCUCACUCUUGGUCGAGAGAUUGAGAAGCUGAUUGGUAGCAUCCGCUUUGCCAUUGUAUACUUCUCAUCUGGUAUUUUUGGGUUCGUGUUGGGCGCCAACUUUGCUGGUAAAGCCGUCGCUUCCACGGGCGCAUCAGGUUGUCUUUUUGGAAUACUCGCUCUGAAUCUGUUGGACCUAAUUUACCACUGGAACGAACGCCCACAGCCAAUCCGAGAGUUGAUGUGGCUCUUAGCCGAGAUCAUCUUUUCGUUUCUUCUAGGACUACUGCCUGGCCUGGACAACUUCUCCCAUAUCGGCGGCUUCUGUAUGGGCAUCGCGCUAGGCAUCUGCAUCUUGCACUCGCCGGCUCCCCUCCGCCAGCGACUCGGAGAAUCAGUCAUGCCGUACCGCAACGUCGGUUCAGACCCAGACAUCUCGGCUAUGAAGCCAGCUGCACGAGUCGCCCGACGCGAGAAGAUGGCCGAUUACACAGCUUUCCGUAAAGCACCUCUCGGCUUCUUCAAAGGCCGUAAGCCCCUUUGGUGGGGAUGGUGGCUCCUGCGAGCUGGUGCUCUGAUUGGUGUUCUUGUCGGGUUCAUCGUCUUGCUCAACAACUUCUACAAAUAUCACGACACUUGCUCCUGGUGCAAAUAUUUGUCAUGCUUGCCUGUCAGCGACUGGUGCGAACUCGACAACCUUCGGGUCACCCAGACCCAGCAAUCAUCGAAUACCAAACGCAACCUGGCGCUGGCGGGUGCCUCGGUCAUUCUUGGCAUGGCGCCUUGA
Cyphellophora europaea CBS 101466 is the source of this 1560-nucleotide messenger RNA. RefSeq lists its product as uncharacterized. The transcript has a single exon. Gene Ontology annotation, cellular component: membrane. The coding region runs from base 1 to 1560 and encodes 519 amino acids. Lineage: Eukaryota; Fungi; Ascomycota; Eurotiomycetes; Chaetothyriales; Cyphellophoraceae. The record is from RefSeq and is a predicted model, not a curated record. Gene Ontology annotation, molecular function: serine-type endopeptidase activity. Gene Ontology annotation, biological process: proteolysis.